This is a messenger RNA of Corvus hawaiiensis (hawaiian crow), 2841 nucleotides long. RefSeq names its product DnaJ heat shock protein family (Hsp40) member C15 (gene DNAJC15). Gene Ontology annotation, cellular component: PAM complex, Tim23 associated import motor. Gene Ontology annotation, biological process: protein import into mitochondrial matrix. The record is from RefSeq and is a predicted model, not a curated record. Gene Ontology annotation, molecular function: ATPase activator activity. Bases 37 to 483 code for a protein of 148 amino acids. NCBI's taxonomy places the organism in Eukaryota, Metazoa, Chordata, Aves, Passeriformes, Corvidae. The transcript has 6 exons.
GGCCGACCCGUAGUGUUCGCUCCUCCUCGCGCCGUCAUGGAGGGUGCCGCGGCCUCUGCCGAGGGCCUGCGCUACGCCGAGUACACCCGGGCCCCUACGGGCGCCGGCAAGGGCCAAGCCGAGCUGGACCGGGGGCUGGCCAGGACUAUGAUAGGACUUGGACUUGGUGUUGCAACUGUUGCAUUUGCAGGUCGUUAUGCUUUCCACCUUUGGAAACCAUUGGAGCAGGCAAUUACAGAGGCAGCAAAGAGGAUUUCAACUUCCAGUCUUUCAUCAUACUAUAAAGGAGGAUUUGAACAGAAAAUGAGUAGGCGAGAAGCAAGUCUUAUUUUAGGUGUAAGUCCAUCUGCUGGCAAGGACAAAAUCAGAACAGCGCAUAGGAAAAUCAUGAUUUUGAAUCAUCCUGAUAAAGGUGGAUCACCUUACUUAGCAACAAAAAUAAAUGAAGCAAAAGACUUGUUGGAAUCCAGUGCCAAAAACUGAAAUCCGAAGCCUUGGAUCAUAGGAGAUUCAGCAGAUACAUUGUGCAAUAACUUCAUGUCUGCUUGCUCUGCACAGUUUCUUAACAUUGAUUGUUCAUACCUAUUGUCAUAAUUAAAAUGUUAAGAUUAUUUAAAAGCAAACAAAUAUUUUACAGUUACGUAAAGUUAUGUACAGUUAUUUCCCUGCAAGGAGCAAGGAGUUGGAAUGAUCCUUCUAACUUGAGAUGUUCUAUGAUUCUGUCUCAUUUUUUGUGUAUUUUUACAAAAUUAUGAUCCCUUACAAGCUUUGACAAAGUUCUCUUAACUGUCUGUGCUUUUUUUGGAAGUACUUGUUUCUUUCAUUAAAUUUUGGAUCUUCUGAAUUAAAAUUCUAAAAACAGUCUUAAAUAUAGGCUUGUUUCUUCAUUAGUAAAGAAACAACCCUAUCUUUUAGGGUCACCCUAAAAUCUGUGACAGAGUAUUGAGUCACAGGAAAUACAGCAGACCCCAUUUGGCAAGUUUUCAGCACCACCCUACACUUGAAUCUGUUCAUUUGUGAAGUAGUAGGGUUUGUUCAUGGGUGCAGUUUGAGAGCUGCAACUCAGGACAAAAUGAGUGAUGGAACUACAGACUGCAGCUUCCACUAGGUGUGUAUAUGGGGCUUGGAGCUAUGAAGGAGGAUUCUUGGGUUUGGUUACUUCUUUUGCAUAUUAAAGGAUCUCUGAAAUAGUCAAGUAAUUAUUUAGACAUGCUUUUACUUCAAGACACAGCGUAUGUUUAAUCUCUAGCAGUUGGGGUGAACAUGGGGUUUUCUGCAAGGGUUUUCAUGGCAGUGGGAUUGAAGAAAGUAGGUCUAUGUGGCAUGGUUUAGAUGGGUAUUCCAGACUGCUGUUGUCUGAGUCAGCCCGGUCACAUGAGCCUGGUGUAGGACUGGUACAGCAGGGAGCAAACAGGAGCGUACCUGCUUUGCCCAUGGCUCCAGGAGCGUUUCCCGGGCUAGUUCUCCAGGAAUGCUCAUAUUUCUGCAUUAUGCUUCAUAUCCCAGACCAUAUAUACCUCCCUCCUUACGUAGCAUCCUAGCAACCUAGUGCUGGCUUUGGGGAAUCCUGAAGUCAUGGAUCUCAGACUUUGAAGAGAAAAAGUUUUAAUUGACAGGUGAGAGAGUAGAUGCUAUUUAGAGCACUUGACUUUUGCAGAUUUCUACCAGUAAGUUGUCUGCAGAUGAAUUAAAUCUCCUAAGCAUAGACAGUCUAGUGCAUUCAGUGCAAGACCAAAAAACUUGGAGUGUCCAUUUAAACUCUAUCAUUAGAGUUACAAUAAACAGCUUGCUGAAGUGCUACAAAUAUAAAGUUUAGACACUCCAUUUUUUAGGUUAUUUAGCCAGAGGUAAGAUGGCUAAGAGCAGUUAAUAUGAGGUUGGAUGCUUUAAUUAUUUAUUCACCAGAACAUGCAUUUGUAAUUCAUCCAGUGGUGGAUGUUCAGAUUAUGUGGAUUUUUCCUUGAAAGGAAGAAAAAAUAUGAAUUUUUUUUUAUCAGGUUCCUCACACUUUGUUACAAUUCCCUUUCUUUCAUUAAAGGGAGAUGAAAAAUUUUAAGUUGACCCUGAAAGAAAAUAGUAAUUCUAAGUACUUUAGAGACUUCAUUGCAAUUAGAGUGGCAAGACAUACGGCACAAUUUCACUGGAUAAAGCAAAAAAGACUGCUGGGAGAAACCUGCCUGGGAAUAGCAUCCGCUAUACAAGUACUAUAGUUGCGUCAUAUAACUAAUGCUCUUAUACAAGAGACUUUAAUGAGAACAGUUUAUUCCUAUGCAGUAGCUUUAAUUGGUUCUUGUUAAAGGAAUAGCCAUCAAUUAAUGCUCAUUUAGGAUUAGUCAUUCCUUUCACUGGUAUAUCAGUCUGUAUUGGCAAAAAACAGAAUCAUGACAGUUCUCAUUUUGGGAGAAGUGAAAUGGUGGCGUUCCUAAGUUUCUGAAGUGGAAUCUGUAAGGCUCUGAAUCUUUGUGCAAAACCAAAAUUGAUGUGAAUUGUAGGUAGCAGAAACAUUCUGCUUAAUGAUUUUGAACUGACUAGCUGUUGUUUUCAUAUAGCUACCUUUUUUUCCCUGAGUAAAAUGAGUUGCAGAGAGCUGUUCUAAAGUAUCAGUUAAAACAAAUGCAUUAAAGAUGGCUACUUGGCUCUGUUCUUAAAAAUGAACUUCCCAUGUCUUUGUAAGAAGUACAGGGUUUGGGGGUUUUUUUUUGUGAGAUUCUGUCGCUCAUAAUUUCCUCCCUGAUCUAAUUAUUUAUAUCUGAUUAUUUCGGACAAAACACUUUUUUCUGCCUUUAAGUUAUGAGAGAGAUUGUCCUUCUUAACAAAAAGAAAUAAAACCAAGUUCCAGUU